Messenger RNA from Pan troglodytes (chimpanzee), 2992 nucleotides. It is a transcript of the gene TNFRSF10A, whose product is annotated as TNF receptor superfamily member 10a. Gene Ontology annotation, cellular component: cell surface; plasma membrane. The transcript has 10 exons. NCBI's taxonomy places the organism in Eukaryota, Metazoa, Chordata, Mammalia, Primates, Hominidae. The record is from RefSeq and is a predicted model, not a curated record. Bases 432 to 1841 code for a protein of 469 amino acids. Gene Ontology annotation, biological process: TRAIL-activated apoptotic signaling pathway; positive regulation of apoptotic process. Gene Ontology annotation, molecular function: TRAIL binding.
AAAAAAAAAAAAAAGGCAGUCUGAAUCACUCGCCCGGUAGUGACGGAGGAGGCCGUAAAAGCCUCUUAGAGGCCAGACCCCGCGGUGGCCUCUGUGUCCUUCAUUCCGCCACCCAUCCGUCCACCGAGCGCCUGCUGGGUGCCAGGAACUCGGUCACAGAAAGGCUGAGGUCGACUCCCGACCGAGAAGCCUGGCGCUGGGACCAAGUGGCAAAACGACUCCGAAUGCAGCGGCAUCCACGCGGUGGCCGUGGUUGAGGAACAGAAGCUGAGAGCGGCAAGGGCGGUCACAGAGGAAGGAAGUUCAGGGUUAGCUAACAGGAGCCGCAGGUGCCCCGAAAAGGGGGCGGGGUCAGGGGUGCCCCGAACUCCGAAUGCGAAGUUCUGUCUUGUCAUAGCCAAGCACGCUGCUUCUUGGAUUGACCUGGCAGGAUGGCGCCACCACCAGCUGGAGUAAAUCUAGGUGCGUUCCUGGCAGUGACUCCGAAUCCCGGGAGCGCAGCGAGUGGGACAGAGGCAGCCGCGGCCACACCCAGCAAAGUGUGGGGCUCUUCCGCGGGGAGGAUUGAACCACGAGGCGGGGGCCGAGAGGCGCUCCCUACCUCCAUGGGACAGCACGGACCCAGUGCCCGGGCCCGGGCAGGGCGCGCCCCAGGACCCAGGCCGGCGCGGGAAGCCAGCCCUCGGCUCCGGGUCCACAAGACCUUCAAGUUUGUCGUCGUCGGGGUCCUGCUGCAGGUCGUACCUAGCUCAGCUGCAACCAUCAAACUUCAUGAUCAAUCAAUUGGCACACAGCAAUGGGAACAUAGCCCUUUGGGAGAGUUGUGUCCACCAGGAUCUCAUAGAUCAGAACAUCCUGGAGCCUGUAACCAGUGCACAGAGGGUGUGGGUUACACCAAUGCUUCCAACAAUUUGUUUGCUUGCCUCCCAUGUACAGCUUGUAAAUCAGAUGAAGAAGAGAGAAGUCCCUGCACCACGACCAGCAACACAGCAUGUCAGUGCAAACCAGGAACUUUCCGGAAUGACAAUUCUGCUGAGAUGUGCCGGAAGUGCAGCACAGGGUGCCCCAGAGGGAUGGUCAAGGUCAAGGAUUGUACGCCCUGGAGUGACAUCGAGUGUGUCCACAAAGAAUCAGGCAAUGGACAUAAUGUAUGGGUGAUUUUGGUUGUGACUUUGGUUGUCGUUCCGUUGCUGUUGGUGGCUGUGCUGAUUGUCUGUUGUUGCAUCGGCUCAGGUUGUGGAGGGGACCCCAAGUGCAUGGACAGGGUGUGUUUCUGGCGCUUGGGUCUCCUACGAGGGCCUGGGGCUGAGGACAAUGCUCACAACGAGAUUCUGAGCAACGCAGACUCGCUGUCCACUUUCGUCUCUGAGCAGCAAAUGGAAAGCCAGGAGCCGGCAGAUUUGACAGGUGUCACUGUACAGUCCCCAGGGGAGGCACAGUGUCUGCUGGGACCGGCAGAAGCUGAAGGGUCUCAGAGGAGGAGGCUGCUGGUUCCAGCAAAUGGUGCUGACCCCACUGAGACUCUGAUGCUGUUCUUUGACAAGUUUGCAAACAUCGUGCCCUUUGACUCCUGGGACCAGCUCAUGAGGCAGCUGGACCUCACGAAAAAUGAGAUCGAUGUGGUCAGAGCUGGUACAGCAGGCCCAGGGGAUGCCUUGUAUGCAAUGCUGAUGAAAUGGGUCAACAAAACUGGACGGAACGCCUCGAUCCACACCCUGCUGGAUGCCUUGGAGAGGAUGGAAGAGAGACAUGCAAAAGAGAAGAUUCAGGACCUCUUGGUGGACUCUGGAAAGUUCAUCUACUUGGAAGAUGGCACAGGCUCUGCCGUGUCCUUGGAGUGAAAGACUCUUUUUACCAGAGGUUUCCUCUUAGGUGUUAGGGGUUAAUACAUAUUAGGUUGCUUUUUUUUUUUUUUUUUAACAUGUAUACAAAGUAAAUUCUUAGCCAGGUGUAGUGGCUCAUGCCUGUAAUCCCAGCACUUUGGGAGGCUGAGGCGGAUGGAUCACUUGAGGUCAGGAGUUCAAGACCAGCCUGACCAACAUCAUGAAAUGCCGUCUCUACAAAAAAAUACAAAAAUUAACCGGAUGUGAUGGUGUGUGCGUAUAUUCUCGGCUACUCGGGAGGCUGAGGCAGGAGAAUCACUUGAACCCACGAGGCAGUGAGCCGAGAUUGCACCACUGCACUCCAGCCUGGGAGACAGAGCCAGACUCCGUCUCAAGAUAAAAUAAAAUAAACUUGAAAGAAUUAUUGCCCGACUGAGGCUCACAUGCCAAAGAAAAAUCUGGUUCUCCCCUGAGCUGGCCUCCGUGUGUUUCCUUAUCAUGGUGGUCAAUUGGAGGUGUUAAUUUGAAUGGAUUAAGGAACACCUAGAACACUGGUAAGGCAUUAUUUCUGGGACAUUAUUUCUGGGCAUGUCUUCGAGGGUGUUUCCAGAGGGGAUUGGCAUGCGAUCGGGUGGACUGAGUGGAAAAGACCUACCCUUAAUUUGGGGGGGCACCGUCUGACAGACUGGGGAGCAAGAUAGAACAAAACAAAACAAAAAAAGAAAAGCAAAUCCAUCUGAUCUCCUGGAGCUGGGACACUCUUCUGCCUGUGGACAUCAGAGUCUAGGAUUUCUAGCCCUUGGACUCCAGGGCAUACACCAGUGGCCUCCCGAAGGAUCUAAGGAUUUUGGCCUUGAACUAAGAAUUACACCACCGGCUUCCCUGGGUCUUAGGUUUUUGGGCUGGAUUAAGCCCUGCUUCCAGCAUUUCAGGGUCUCUGCUGUGCAGAUGGCCUGUUGUGGAACUUCUCAACCUCCAUUAUCAGAUGCAUUAAUUCCUCCAAUAAGUCCCAUUUCAUAUAUAGUCAUUUACCCCACAACAUUUCAGUCAAGGGAACAGCAUAUAAGAUGGUGGCCAUCCAGUAAGCUAAGGUUAAUUUAUUAAUUAUUUAAUUUAUUUACCUUGAGUUCAAGUCACAAUUAAAGUACAUAUACCUUUGGAAAUUUGGA